AUGGAUAUUUUGAAAAUCUUGUCCCGAGGGACAAAAAAGUCAGCUACUCAACCGACAAUUCCAAAACCUGUUGUCAAACCGUCCAAUCCUCAGCUUUACAAUGACCCUACUAGAGGACUUAAACGCAAACGGAAUGAGGAACAACCCUCAUCGAAUCAAGAAGCCGACGAUGAUCUAGAAGAGAUCAACUUUUUCGCGCCUCACAUAGCAAAAAAGCCGAUUCCCGAACCCGAGACGCGUGAGACAUCAAAAGAAGAUGCAUCAAAGCCCCUUCUUGACGAUGAAGAAGUGCGACAAGUCCUCCGAUCGCAUCGUCUAAAAUUUACUCUCCUUUCCUCGCACGAGCGCAAAAAGUCAAAAGUAAAGAAGUCAAAGAAGAAGGAAGAGGACAAACCUAAGGAAAAGGAUGGAAAGAAACAACUCUUUCCGCAACCAAUGACCUCGUUUUCUGAGCUUCGGUCUAAUUAUAAUAUCUCGACUCGGCUGGGGGACAAUCUUGCGAAACAAGGGUACCGGAUACCUACCGAAGUGCAACUGGGUAGUCUACCACUUUUGCUACAGCCAGAAAGAGCAAUUGCAUCAUCCACUGCGAAGGAAUCGAAUUUCAAGACCAAACAUGGUGUUGAUUUCUUGGCAGUUGCCCCUACCGGUAGUGGCAAAACACUGGCUUUUCUGAUCCCAGCUAUCAAUAGUAUUCUGCGUAGGAGAGCCGGUGAUGCGGCGCAGAAGGAUCAUAUUCUAGAAGUGGUAGUGGUUGCCCCCACGCGGGAAUUGGCUCACCAGAUCGUCAAUGAGGGCAGAAAGCUUGCGCAAGGCACAGGAGUCAAGAUCGUAGGAAUGAAACGGGGGAUGCAACUACCCGCGGAAGGUCAACCAGACAGCGAUUCUGACAAAGAAGAAGAGGGCUCGGAAAACGAUCAAGAAGCAGGUAGCUCUGACGAUGAUGAUGGCGAUGACGCUGAGGAUGACAAGCAAGACAACAAACCUCAAAAAGCGACUACAAUAACCAAAACUGACAUUUUAGUCACAACACCGAUGUUACUACGAAACUUUUUAAAAUCGAGGAAGUUGCCAACAGUCAAACAUUUGGUCCUAGACGAGGCCGAUGUUCUCCUCGACCCCCUAUUCAGAGAACAGACCCUUGGAAUAUGGACCGCUUGUACCAGCGACUCUCUGCGGGUAGCUUGCUGGUCCGCAACUAUGGGUUCUAAUAUCGAGGGAUUGAUAUUGGAGCAGUUGAAAUCCCGAGAGUCUCACUCCUCUAUCCCUCUAAUUCGCCUUGUUGUCGGACUCAAAGAUACGGCAGUUCCGAGCAUCAACCACAAACUCAUCUACACAGCGACCGAGCAAGGCAAACUAUUUGCGCUCCGCCAGCUUCUACAUCCCAGUUCUUCCGAUGACUCUAUGCCAAAUAUGCGACUUCCCUUCCUAGUGUUCGCACAGACGAUCGAUCGCGCUACAGCUUUACAUAACGAAUUGAAAUUCGAUAUACCUGUCGAGGCCGGUGGUUCAUCUCGCAUCGCGGCUCUUCAUUCAUCACUUUCAGAUUCGGCCCGUUCCAGCAUUGUUGCCCGUUUUCGAGCUGGCGAGAUCUGGGUUCUAAUCACGACUGACCUUCUUAUGAGAGGAAUUGACUUCCGUGGAGUUAACGGCGUUAUCAACUACGACGUUCCAACGUCCGCGGCAGCUUACGUACAUCGCGUUGGUCGAACCGGUCGAGCCGGCCACGAGGGUGGUGUCGCCGUGACGUUUUAUACUACCGAGGAUGUCGCAUACCUAAAGAGCAUAGCCAACGUCAUUUCUCUAAGCGAAAAGCAAGCUGGAAAAGCUAGCGAGGAAGGUAUUCCAAAGUGGUUGAUGGAUUCACUUCCUAAAGUUGGCAAGGAAGAAAAGAAGAAACUAAAGAAGCGAGGUGUGGAGUCUAGACGGGGAGAUAAGGCCAAGAUCACAACCCAGAGCGCUUGGGAGAGGCGAAAGGAAAACAACAAACGCGGAGCUAUUGCUGGAAGCAAGAAAAGGAAGAUUCAGGAGGGCGUUAGUGAUACCCAGGCAGUAGAAGACGGAGAAUGGGGCGGCAUCGAUGAUUAGGCAUAUCAGCAGUCUAUGGGCUUCUGACUAUCUUAUUGACACUAUACUCAACUUACCGUUGUAAAUAGAAAGUAUUGGCUAGCUACAACUUGACUGUAAAUAUAAUUGC
Molecule: messenger RNA, 2197 nt
Organism: Annulohypoxylon maeteangense
Lineage: Eukaryota; Fungi; Ascomycota; Sordariomycetes; Xylariales; Hypoxylaceae
Product: P-loop containing nucleoside triphosphate hydrolase protein
Exons: 1
Coding region: 1-2088 (695 amino acids)
Biological process (GO): maturation of SSU-rRNA
Cellular component (GO): 90S preribosome
Molecular function (GO): RNA helicase activity; nucleic acid binding; ATP binding
Source: RefSeq, a predicted model, not a curated record